GUAUAAUUAUGUGAAUAUGAAUAUGAAUGCAGGUGUGAAUAUGAAUAUGAAUGCAGGUGUAAAUAUAGAUAUGAAUGCAGAUGUGAAUAUGAAUAUGAAUACAAGUGUGAAUGCAGAUAUGAAUGCAGGUGUGAAUGUGAAUAUAAAUACAAGUAUAAAUGCGGAUACGAAUGCAGGUGUGAAUGUGAAUAUGAAUUCAGGUGUGAAUAUGAAUAUGAAUGCAGAUGUGAAUAUAGAUAUGAAUGCAGAUGUGAAUACAAGUGUGAAUAUAGAUAUAAAUGCAGACCCACUAGUGCGUGUAAAAAGUGGAGCAAAAAUUUGUGUACAAGUUAAAUUAGUUAAACAUAAAAAAACUGCUAAGAAAUCUAGUAGUAAGGAAAACCAUGACUCUCAUGUUAUUCCUGUAUACAAAGUUAGGGCAAUUAGUAAAAAAAAGCACGAUCUUAGUCAAAACAUUAGCAACAAUAAUUUGAAUUAA
Molecule: messenger RNA, 478 nt
Organism: Dentiscutata erythropus
Lineage: Eukaryota; Fungi; Glomeromycota; Glomeromycetes; Diversisporales; Gigasporaceae
Source: the annotation of a GenBank genome assembly